This is a messenger RNA of Spinacia oleracea (spinach), 981 nucleotides long. RefSeq lists its product as uncharacterized. The transcript is spliced from 3 exons. The coding region runs from base 86 to 718 and encodes 210 amino acids. Lineage: Eukaryota; Viridiplantae; Streptophyta; Magnoliopsida; Caryophyllales; Amaranthaceae. The record is from RefSeq and is a predicted model, not a curated record.
UCAUUCAUAAAUCAAAAUCUUUACCCUAUACUCGAUUGAUCAUAUUUCUUAGUCUCGUUCAAUUUAAUAAAUUAAUUAGAGUAAAAUGGGGUCAAAAACAGUAAUGGUGGUGGGGAUCCUACUAUUGAUGUCACUUACAGUUAUGCAUUCAUCAGCUCAACAACCUGCUCCUUGUUGGGCGGGCAUUGCACCUUGCUUAGAAACUGCUAAAACUCUAAAUUAUGCACAGGCCGCGGUAGCACAGUGCUGUCCAGCUAUAUCAAACGCUAGGGUUGCAGAGACGGCAUGCUUCUGUUCCGCCAAGGCUGAUAUACUUUCACAGCAUGCUCAAGUGUUUUUCAAUCAAAUUUUGACAUUGUGCAACAUUCCUGGCACUUUGGAAACAAUAUGCCCUACCCCUGCUCAACAACCAGCUCCUUGUUGGGCGAAAAUUACACCUUGCUUGGAAACUGCUAAAACUCUAAACUUUGCAACGGCCGCCGUACAACAGUGUUGUCCAGCAAUAUCAACCGCUAUGAUCAACGAGACGGCGUGCUUCUGUUCCGCCAAGGCGGAUAUAGUUUCACAGCAAGCUAUACUUCCUUUUAAUGGGAUUUUGACAACGUGCUUGAUUAAUGGUACUUUAGACGACUUAUGCCCUGAUACUCCUCCGUCAAAUCCGAGCACAACUCCACCAACCCCCAACGCAACUCCAUCAACCCCAGGUGCUAUUCCAUAAACCGCCAGUGGAACAUCAUCUACGCCAACUGCAACUUGAUUGUGUAUCGUUGUGGCGGAGAUGAUAGAUGUUCUUCUUCAUUCAUUGAAAUUUUCCUUUGAAUUUGUUUGCUUUUGACCUUUUGUAAUAAUGGAUGCUAAGUGAAGCCACGUUUUGCUUUUUGUUUUUUUUUUUUUUUAUGUUAUAAUAACAUUGUGUUGUAUGCUCGUGUUUGUACUGUCGAUAUAAAUAAGUCAACGGAAAAUUUGGCCUCUCACUUUAUA